Molecule: messenger RNA, 1446 nt
Organism: Durusdinium trenchii
Lineage: Eukaryota; Dinophyceae; Suessiales; Symbiodiniaceae
Source: the annotation of a GenBank genome assembly
GGAGUGUUCAAGUAGCCACCCCCCCAAAGUGACCUGCAUGAGCUUGUCAAACAUCUACACCGCACCAGCGUGGGCGUGAGUCUAAGAUCGCUCAGUGCCUGAAAUGAAGGGCUUAGUACCUUGUUGUACCUCGUGUGCAUACAUGAGGCACAGAUUUAUCCACCAUAGACCAGCAUCCUCCUAACAGGUCUCUUCGUUCGAGGCUUAGGGAAGGGCCCUAAUACUAACAGGUCUCCGUUGGUGACCUCUUGGAGGAUCGGAUGCGAUACCUGGAAAACCUGAAUGACCUCUAUUUUGGACCACAAACCACCUGUUUUUCCCAUCAAAAACUCAAACAGAGUCAAACGGGUUCCAGGCGUAUAUAUAUAUAUAUAUGCAUAUGUAACAGAGACCUCCGAUUCUCCGCUAGCGGCCGAGAACCGGCUGAAGCCUCUUUUCGUCCCGUGACUCAAGGAGCGACGGGCGGUGGAAAAGCGCACGUGGUUUUCCGGCAGCGGAAGAGCGCUGGCCAUGGGGACGACGUGGAGCCGCGGCGGAAGAAAGAAAGGUCCUAAGCAGAAUUUACAGAAGCGGCUGUCCUGCAGCAUGGACGUUGUGCCCGACAUGCCGGGCGAACUAUCUUGGGGCUCCAAGCAGAAGAACAGAGUGAAGAGCACCAACAGCAGCAGCAGCAAGACAAGCCAGAGAAGCAGUGCCAACAGCCCGCAUCGGAAAGCUGUCGAGGAGCUUCCCCAAGGGAUCGGCUCCGAGCUGCAGCGGGCCACCUCCAAGAUGUCUCACUCCUCCCGAGGAGAGCAAAGCCCCGGCCGCUCCAUCAUCAAGAACAGCCACGGCUUGAGCCACCUGGCAGGAUCCGCGUCUCACCGCCGAAAGUCCGUGAGCUUCGGCCCGGAGGUGCGCGAGGAGUUCGGGCAGCUGGGUGAUUCGAUGGCAGCGACGACCGAGCUCGACCGUCAGGUCACAGAAGCUCAGAUCUUUGUGCACCCUUGCGCCAUCGACAACUGACGGAAUCCGGACUCCUUGACCAAUUUGAAGUCAAGGUAGCUAUAGGUGUGGCUGGGCCCUGAAGAACUCGGAGAACUGGGUGUUUUGUUCCUUCAUCGCUUCUCGACACGCACGGACCGUCCCCAUCUUGUCACCGUCUCCGACUCGUCGCGACUCGCCGUUUUGGACGUGCCCAGUGGUCUUGACGUGCACAGAAAGAAACGAGGAGAGUCAUGUGAUAAGGGAUUGAGCAGCGGAAGUUCAACUGUCCCUUUCAAGCCUUUCAAGCUUGGAAGUGGACAGUUGCCUCUUGGACAAUGUUUCCCUACAAGCAACUGUUUUUUCCACUCGAUUAUUUCAAAGAGUAAAAUCUCGAUGACCAAUGUGUCCGCAGGUGGGGCCAAAUCAUUGAACGGCGAUGAACGGCGGUGUUUUAUUCAAGCCUAGCGGCUUUGACUCGGG